AUGGUAGUUGUUUUGAGAUUUGUUGAUAAAAGUGGGCAAGUGAAGGAGCGUUUUUUGGGUAUAUCCCAUGUCACUAAUACUUGUACCCAAUCACUGAAGGAUGUCAUUGAUGCAAUGUUUUCUACACAUGGGUUGAGCAUAUCUAGCCUGAGAGGUCAAGGCUAUGAUGGAGCAAGUAAUAUGUCAAGUGAGUUCAAUGGGUUGAAAGCUUUAAUUUUAAGAGAGAACCCACAUGCUAUGUAUGUUCAUUGCUUUGCUCACCAGCUUCAGUUGGCAAUUGUAUCUGUCGCACGUAGGAAUUGUAUGCUUGGUGAUUUCUUUGACGGACUUGCUAUUAUUUUAAAUUUGGUUGGUGCAUCAUACUCAAUUUUGCAAGAGUUGAAUGAUCGUUUUCCAGAAACAAUUACUGAGCUCUUUACUUGCAUUUCAUGUUUAAGGCUAGGAGAUUCAUUUGCAGCUUUUGAUAAGAAUAAAUUGCUACGUCUUGCUCAAUUCUAUCCUUUGGACUUCAAUAGUGAAAAGCUUUUAUUACUUAGACUUCAACUUGAUAAGUUUCUUUUGCUCGUGAGAAUGGACGAAGCUUUCUUUAAUCUCAAUAGCAUAUUUUGUGUAGCUCAGAAAUUGAUUGAAACUGGAAGUUCCUGUUAUUUUCCAUUGGUUUAUAGGUUGCUCACCUUGACAUUGAUAUUACCUGUGGCAACUACAAGUAUUGAAAGGGUAUUUUCUGGUAUAAAUCUAAUCAAUAGUGAUUUGCGCAACAAAAUGGGAGAUGUCUGA
Molecule: messenger RNA, 777 nt
Organism: Olea europaea var. sylvestris
Lineage: Eukaryota; Viridiplantae; Streptophyta; Magnoliopsida; Lamiales; Oleaceae
Exons: 2
Coding region: 1-777 (258 amino acids)
Source: RefSeq, a predicted model, not a curated record